GGCGGUUGUUGUUGUUGUGUGAGUGAGUGUGUGUGAGUGAGUGUGAGUUUGUGGAGAUAUUUAACCUUCACAGCCAGUGGCAAUGAACUCAGCCUGGGUACUAACAUUCAGCGCCAUCUUUACACCUGCCGUCUCCACGACUCGGGAGACAGAGACGCGGGGACACGCGGACAAGCAGAGAGACAGGGAGAGGGACAAGGUGAGACAGACACGGCGAGACACGGGGAGAGACAGGGAGAGGGACAAGGAGGUGGUGGAGGAGGAGGAGGUGGAGAAGGAGGUGGUGGAGGAGGAGGUGGAGCAGGUGGAGGUGGAGUAGGAGGUGGAGGAUGUCGCUGGGCCCCGAGUCGCCGAGCGACUUGCUGCUGCUGCUGCUGCUGCUCAAGGUGGCGGUGGACGUCUCCGUGCUGCUGCUGUGGCGGCGACGCUCGGCACGCGGCGACAGCCGCAGCUGCAGCUACAGCCGCUUCCACAGCUGUAGCUACAGCCACAGCUACAGCCACAGCUACAGCUGUGGCUACGGGAGCGGCUGUGGGAGCGGCCUCCUGCAGAGCUUCGCCGGCUGCCUCUGCAUCUCCCUCAUCGCCGUCGAAGCCGUCACCACAGGUGGCCUCCUCCACACCAACUUCACCUCCUUCUCAACCCUCCUCAACCUCCUUCUCCACCUCCUCAUCCACCACCUCCUCCUGAACCUUCUUCACCACCUCCUCCUCAAUCUCCUCCUCCUGAACCUCCCUC
Messenger RNA from Lethenteron reissneri (Far Eastern brook lamprey), 738 nucleotides. Its product is annotated as protein Red-like. The record is from RefSeq and is a predicted model, not a curated record. Lineage: Eukaryota; Metazoa; Chordata; Hyperoartia; Petromyzontiformes; Petromyzontidae.